Messenger RNA from Brettanomyces bruxellensis, 921 nucleotides. RefSeq lists its product as uncharacterized. NCBI's taxonomy places the organism in Eukaryota, Fungi, Ascomycota, Pichiomycetes, Pichiales, Pichiaceae. The transcript has a single exon. Bases 1 to 921 code for a protein of 306 amino acids. The record is from RefSeq and is a predicted model, not a curated record.
AUGAAGUUUCUCUCUGCGAUCAUUUUCAGUGGUUUGAUCACGCUUGCAAACUGCUAUAAUAAAAAAGUGGAAGGCUUUAACUUUGACAUUGUGAAAGAUGAGGAUUUCUUAAAGAAUUACAAUACUUCAAUUCAAAGUACCAGCAAUAAAUCAAUUGUGUAUAUUACGUUGGAACCCACAACCAUUUUUAUUACCGUUACAAAAACCGUACAGUUUAAUUAUGGGAGCCGAACUUCCAUUGGAUCAAGCCAUCCACAAAGUGGUCACAAAAUAACAACCACAAAAGGGAGAUAUUUAAUUAAUGAUACGAUUGCCACAACUACCGAGAGUGCAAGAAAGUCCACAGUUAGCCCGAGUACACUUAAUACAAAUACCGUGUCGUCAAGCAACAUAAAUAAUGUUGCAAAAUACAGCUUUCUCUCAACUUCGACGAACGGAGGUAUAUAUUUCGACACUACUGAUAAGCCAAACAUUCUAUCAUCAGCCAUAAAACCAUUACAUCAGGCUAGCACUGAAGAUAUCUCUGAUAAUUUUGGAUCAUCCGAUCUAGAAGGCAGUACAAUAUCUUCUGCAAAUAAAAUAGAAUUUGGCAGCGUUGAUCAGAAUCAAGAGUGGAAUACUGUGCAGUCAUCCUAUGCUCAUGAUCAAUAUAAGGAUAGCUUAUACAUAGGAAAUGAUGUUGAUAAUGUUGGAUAUCAGAAAGAUCAUAACAACUCUAAUUCCUUUGAUAAUUAUGAUACCUCUAAUCAAUUCCGGGAAUAUUAUAACAUGACCACAUCCAUUUCGUAUGAUCAUCUUCCGGAUUCAGAGUUUGAUUUUAGUAAUGGAGCAAAUGCAAACAAGUUUGCUACCAAUUUUAUAUGGGAUAUCGGCAUUUACAUUUUCCCAUUUUCAUUUUUACUUUUCACAUUGGCCCUUUGA